Messenger RNA from Malaclemys terrapin pileata, 8977 nucleotides. RefSeq names its product zinc finger CCCH-type containing 12C (gene ZC3H12C). NCBI's taxonomy places the organism in Eukaryota, Metazoa, Chordata, Testudines, Emydidae. Gene Ontology annotation, cellular component: cytoplasmic ribonucleoprotein granule; nucleus. Bases 465 to 3131 code for a protein of 888 amino acids. Gene Ontology annotation, molecular function: RNA endonuclease activity; mRNA binding; metal ion binding. The transcript has 6 exons. The record is from RefSeq and is a predicted model, not a curated record.
UUUUACUACUUAAAAAUAAUUCCUUUCUUUGUUGCAUGUAUUAGAAACAAUGAGGAAAAGCUGAAGUCUGCCCAAGCCAGGUGUUUCUUGCUGGCAGCCUGCUCCCUAAUGACUCUGGCGCUCAUACAGCAGCUGCCUGCUAGUCUCCUUUGUAUGGCCUAUUGUUGCUGCACACCCCUCGUUAAUACACAUGCUGCCUGGGGCAGACCCUGAGAAUGACAUCAACUUGCUUAUCUUAGAAACCUACAAACCUGAUACAGGGUGGGGAGGUUGCCUUGCAUCUGCCUGGCCAACUAAUUGUGAAUUCUCUGGCCUAUGAUUGGCUGUUGUUCCACUCAGUAAUAGGUUAAGCAAAGACAUUGCCAUUCCAUCUGUUCAACCAUUCAUUGUUCUGCUUGCUUGCCUGGAAGUCUGCAGCUGAAAUCGUGUUAAGGAGUUGCUUCUGGAACUGCUACAAGAAACCAAUGUCUCUGUGUUUUCCAGCUAACGAAUACGGGACACUUUAUAUUCAGGAAUACAGGAAAAACAGCAAAGUGGAAUCGAGUACAUGCAGCAGCUUCAUGGGCUUGAAGGAUCAUCUGGGGCAUGACCUAGGCCAUCUUUAUGUGGAGCGCACUGACACACAAAUAAAUGCAGUUGGAUCUUGGUCAAUGGUGGAGAAACCAACAAUGGAUAAAGUUAACUCUAGGAAGGAAGAUGCAGAUAAGGAGGCAUCUGAGGAGACUGGAAGCUCCAGUUGUGAUUCAGAAGAGAGCACAAAUUCUGAUAACGAGUCAGAGAGACUGAAUAACAUUACAGCAGAAUCACAUCUGCUACCUAAGACUCACCGACAACUGUGCAGGUCUCCCUGCUUACAGCCUCAUGUACGAAAACGUAACGAAAUCUUACAAGACCUUAAGAUAGAGGAGGCCCAGAUAGUAUCUAAGGAAGUAAAGAAGCCCCCUGAUGUGGUGAAGGAAUAUCAAACCAAACUGGAGUUUGCACUUAAGUUAGGUUACUCUGAAGAACAGGUUCAACUUGUGCUAAAUAAGCUUGGCACUGAUGCUUUAAUCAAUGAUAUUUUGGGAGAACUUGUCAAACUUGGAAAUAAAACUGAGACUGACCAGCCUGUAAAUAAUGUUAACACUAACAUAAUGCGUGAAGCAUCUUCCAUAGAGUCUCAGAGGUCUGAGUCUCCAUUUCAGGAGAAUGUGACUGAAGAUGGAGAUAACCUGAGGCCAAUAGUUAUUGAUGGCAGCAAUGUGGCAAUGAGCCAUGGGAACAAAGAAGUAUUUUCUUGUAGAGGAAUAAAAUUGGCAGUAGACUGGUUUUUGGAAAGACGCCACAAAGAUGUUACAGUGUUUGUGCCAGCAUGGAGAAAAGAACAGUCAAGACCUGAUGCUCUUAUCACAGAUCAAGAAAUCCUGCGCAAGUUAGAAAAAGAGAAAAUUCUGGUGUUUACACCAUCCCGUCGUGUGCAGGGGAGAAGGGUGGUAUGCUAUGAUGACAGAUUCAUAGUGAAGCUGGCCUUUGAGUCAGAUGGUAUCAUUGUGUCUAAUGAUAACUACAGGGAUCUAGCUAAUGAAAAGCCAGAAUGGAAAAAGUUCAUAGAUGAGCGAUUGUUGAUGUAUUCAUUUGUCAAUGACAAGUUCAUGCCUCCUGAUGAUCCUCUUGGCCGUCAUGGCCCAAGCCUUGACAAUUUUCUAAGGAAGAAACCUAUUGUACCGGAACAUAAGAAGCAACCAUGUCCAUAUGGAAAGAAAUGUACCUAUGGACACAAAUGCAAAUACUACCACCCAGAAAGAGGAAAUCAGCCUCAGCGGUCUGUUGCUGAUGAACUUCGAGCCCUGUCUAGAAGCACAGCUGCCAAAGCUGCAAGUGAAGGAGGACUGGUAAAAAGCAACAGUGUUCCUUGUAGCACUAAGAUUGAUGGCACUUCUGAUCUCAAACGUGCUGCUCCAAAGAGGCAAUCAGAUCCUAGUAUAAGGACUCAAGUCUACCAAGACUUGGAGGAAAAGCUUCCCACCAAAAACAAAUUGGAAACCAGGUCUGUUCCUUCUUUAGUUAGUAUACCGAAUUCUUCAGUUGUAAAACCCCAAAGUACUGCACCUUUAAGCAAUGGCCUUCCAUCCGGGGUUCAUUUCCCACCUCAGGAUCAAAGACCACAGGGACAAUAUCCUCCAAUGAUGAUGGCAACCAAAAAUCAUGGAACGCCAAUGCCUUAUGAGCAGUACCCAAAAUGUGAGUCUCCUGUGGACGUAGGCUACUACUCUAUGCUGAACGCUUAUUCGAAUCUAAGUAUUUCUGGUCCACGCAGUCCUGAAAGGCGUUUCUCCUUAGACACCGAUUAUAGGAUUAGCUCUGUAGCUUCUGAUUGUAGCAGUGAAGGUAGUAUGAGCUGUGGUAGUAGCGAUUCCUAUGUGGGUUACAAUGAUCGGUCUUACAUGAGUUCACCUGACCCGCAAUUAGAAGAGAACUUAAAAUGCCAACAUGUGCAUCCACAUAGCCGCCUUAAUUCACAGCCCUUCCUGCAGAGUUACCAUGAUCCUUUAACAAGAGUGCAAAGUUACAGUCAUGAAGAACCAAAGCAUCAUCACAAACCUCCUACUCCAUACAUGUCUGUACAUCUACAGCAUCCUACAGUUGGUGCUCGUUCUAGUUGCCCUAAUGACUACUCUGCUCUUCAAAGUUUGCAACAUUCAAAGACCAUGCAUCUGGGGAGGGCCCUUGUAUCCACAAGAAUAGAUAGCAUUUCAGACUCACGUUUAUAUGAUAAUUCUCCAUUAAGACAAAGAAAGCCUUAUUCCAGCCAAGAUGGGCUUGGAAGUUGGGAUAGGCAGAGUUAUGGGAUUGAUGCGUACGGCUAUCGUCAGACUUACUCCUUGCCUAGUAACCCCACUCAGCCAUGUUACGAGCAGUUUGCCUUCCAAAGUUUACCUGAGCAGCAAGACCAGACUUGGUGCAUACCUUACUGUGGAAUUCCUCAAGAUCCUCCAAGGUAUCAAGACACACGGGAGAAGGUUUAUAUAAACUUAUGCAACAUCUUCCCUCCCGAUCUUGUGAGAAUUGUUAUGAAAAGGAAUCCUCACAUGACAGAUGCUCAGCAACUUGCUGCAGCCAUUUUAGUGGAAAAAUCCCAGCUAGGUUAUUGAAAGAUGAUGCAUCUUUGUGGUGUCUAGUAGUUUUCAGUUCAGCUCUAAUGCUGAGGGAGGUUUGCUACAAUAGCAUAUGUGAUCUCCUUCUCAGCAAGGAGGUUAUAUAGUAAUCCAUUUAUGUGAAAAUACAGUAUCAUGGAAUCUGUAUGUAUAGCCCCAUGCAUUGGAAGUAACAGGUUUGUUUUACAUUCUAACUUGAAAUUUUUAAGUGGUUUUAAGCUAUGUUCAUGACUGAAAUCUUUCCAGUCUAAGUUUAAUAUAUGUGUGUGUGUUAUCUGUGGUCUCCGGUAAUAAUCUUUGGUGCAUCAGGGGUUUAUAUGCAGCACUUUCUAUCUUUUUGUUAUAUGUUUUAUUAACUUACUGGAUGUUUGUCCUUCAGCUGCAAGGCAUUAAAAGAAUCUGCAGAAAGUUGAAAGAAUUUUAAUAGACCUGGCAAACAAUUUUCAAGCCAAGCUUAAUUUGAACUUUUAACAGCAAUUAAUUUAUUAUUAUUUAUUUAUUUUGAGGGCUUCUUUGUGCUAUAAUCAUUUAUUUAUAGAAAACAAAGAUUUACUAUGGCACUGACUUUAUUUUUUAAAUAAACUAUUAAGUUACCAGUUAAAGUUGAAAUGGGUAACGAUAUAUUAGUAAUUUACAGUAUGGCACUUUUCAUUGCUCUUUUAAGAAUAGUUUUUAAUGAUUUGAUUCGGUUGAUUUAGUAAGAGCAGAUGCAAUCAAAAGUAAACGAACUCAUUUCCGUUACUUUUUGGAUAAGGCAAAGCCUGGUGGUCUGAUUUGCAAAGAUUCUGAGCAUAUGCAACUCCCUUUGAAUCCAGUAAAAGCUGCAGCUGCUCAGAACUGCCUAAAAUCAGGCCAUGAAUGUUUCAGUUCAGAUACAUUGUUGUCCAGCUCUUCUGUGCUUCUGGUCAGUAGAAAUGGAACUGAAAGUUUAGGAUUCCAUUAAAUUGUUUUAUAUUCAUCUUUUUUUUUUUUUUAAUUUGUAUUUGUGCACAGGUGUACUGGAUAAAAUAUGCUUUUUCAUAAAAUAUUUACCUGUUUUUAAAUGAAUCUAAGUAUUCUCAAUGCAAGUUUUGUAUUUAAGAUACUGUUCAAUUUUCUUGCUAUUUAUUAAGGCUGGCCUGAGACGGUUUUGUGUGUUGAGGAUAUGCAACAUUUAUUAACUGCACUAUGGUAAUAGUAUUGUAGCUGAAAAUGAUAACUUAAACCUUUUUGUAAGAUACUGUAUAUGUUCCAGAAGUUAGUUUUUGGCCUGCUGUAUUAUGUAGGCCUAAUUCUUGCCACAAAUAGUAUAGCUGUAGAAACAGAUUAAAAUAGUCUGUUCUAGUAUUAGUAAGGGAUAUUUCUGGUUUUAAGUCAUGGGUUUUACUAUUGCUUCAAACUUUUUUUUUUAUACAGGGUUUGCAAUCAUUGGCAGAGGGUUGUAUUUACAUGAUGUAGUCAGUUGCCUAUAGUUUUAGGAUUCCAUAUAAAGUAACAUUGUUCAGUGUUGUUAAUUCACUGGUUUACAAUGUAAUUGAUGAUAAUUUUGAUAUACUUGCUGCAAUUUAAAGUAAGGCCCUGAAGAACCAGAAAGUACCUAUACUGUUGAUACAAAUUGUAUCUUUUUAACUGAGAACUAUUUUGAUUUGUAGAUCUAGUUAAAACACAAAUGUGUAACUAUAAUUAGAAUUUUGGGCAACAUUUUAUCCCUUAUUUAAAAUAAUAGAUUUCAAUCUAGAAUAGAGUUAGACAAAUAAAAAUACAGUAAUUUAUUUAGAUAAGUGUCUGUCUCAAUUUUAUAUUUUUAUAAUUUUGUUUUUAAAAAAGCUAUUGGCAUUUUCUUCCUUCUAAAACAUACCUAGUGUGAACUUACUAAAAUAAAGGUAAAAUGCUGCCUGAAAAUAAUGUCCAAGCACCUUUUGAAUAGGAAAACAUUUUCACUACUUGUGUGACACUGUGUGUUGCAAGAAGUAGGAUUAGGGUAUACAGUAAAUGCUUCUAAAAAGCAUUGAGCUUAUAGACGUAUUCAAUAAUCUGAACCAUGUUCAGCAAACUUAAUUCAGGAAGUGUUCUUCUCUACAGCUUUUACAGUUGAUUUUUUGAGGUGGGAUCUGCAUUCAUCUGUCCCUUGUAACACAAUACAGGUGGUGCUGUACAUAAGCUAUCCUGAGUUGUUUAGGGGGAGAACCUGUUCACCUGUGACAAUAUUUUUUCCCUUGAUUUUGUUGGUCACUAUCUGUAGAACAUGUUUUAAUGUAGAAGCUAGUAAAGUGUGACUCUGAGGUUAUAAACAGUAAGUGAGUCUUGUCUUAGUUGUACACUAAGAUUUUUUUUAAUCAAAUUACACUUUUAAGUAGUACACCAUAGUGUAGGUGCAUCUGUUUUAAUAAUUAUAUUAGUGUUUUGUCUCUAAUGCAUUUCUACAUUUAUAUUUGUAUGUAUGAAUUAACUUCUACCAAAAGCUGAAUUCCUUUAAACAUCUGAAGAGAUGUGUAUGUAAUAGAUGCAUUUCAUUUUUUUUUCAGUCAGAAUGUCUCCUAAUAAUGUAGCAGUUUGAUAUAUAAUAAAUCAUUAGUCUUGUCUACAUUAUUAAAAUGGUGAGAGGAGUAACAGGGCACUGUAUGCUGCAGUGCACAGAUAAGAGCUAUCAGCAUUGGAUGCUUUCUUGUAUAUGUAAUACAGUAUUGAAUCAUUUAAAGCAAGUUGAUUGCUAGAAGCAUUCUUAUACCAUGUCAAAUUGUGCUUUGUCCUAAAGCACUAAAAUUGCUUUACAAAAUGUAAGAACAGGAGUUAUUUGGCAGCUUUUAAUAUUGUGCAAUGAUAUGCUAGUUCAAGUCCAGCUUUGUUAUAUCGUGCAAAGGAAAUUUACUGCUGACAAAAUAUUCCCCAUUGGUAUUUCUCUCUCUGUGAUUAAUAAAAGCAAAUGAGCAAUACCUUCCAUGAGCUCGUCAUCCUGGAAGAGUUCACUCUAGAUAUUUAAUAGCUUAGAGAAAUGACACACCAGUAUGUAUAGGACAGUGAUAAUACUGGUGAAACUUUACAUUUGAUUUAUGUUAAAUGCAUUGAUGCAAAUAAUAUAACUGUAAAAUAAGGUGUGAUUUAUAUAUAUUUAAGAAGUCAAACUGGGAUAUUGACUGCUUGCCUUUACGCUGUUUGAAUAAUAUGGCUUUCAUGUGUGGAUAAAGUAUUCAGAGCGAAGCCUUACGCCAUCAUUGAAGAGAGGGGAACAUUUUACUUUGUCUGCAGUAUUUUUAGGAGAAUUAUUUUGAUACAUUUACCAUAAAUUAUGUAUUAUAAAAAUAAAACACUCUGCUUUUAUAGAUGUACAAUAUUUUAUAUGGUACACAUAUUUCCAUAAUACAUCCACUCACAACUUUUAUUUUUCUAGCUAGAUUAUCAAUAUUAGCUUUUUAAACACAUCUCAAAGAUACCUUUUUUAAUUAGUUAAAUGUGCAUGGGCAAUUCUUUUCCUGCUAGUGUUUUAACUUCAGUGAAAUAACACCAAGACUGAGUUUGGCCCAUAUUUUAUAUCAAAGCCAGUCUUAACGACUGUUCCCACUGUGUAGGAUUUUUAAAGAAUUCUUCCUUUUAUCUUUAAAUCUCAGUUACCACCAACUACUAUUCUUCUGAGGUAAGAUAUUGUCUUUGCAGGUAAUCUCUUUUGUCCAGUAUGUCUAAAUUAAAAAAUCAAACCAAACUAAACCCUAGCAAUUGGGAUGGCAGAGCUGAAAGUUUCACAUUCAGCCUAAUAAACUAUUGUUCAGGCUUAGGGUGACUACAGGUGGCGUUCACAUUUGAAGGUCAGGAAGUGAACUGUUGCUGUGUUUUUGGCCCUUCUUGGAAGGUGUACGUGAAUAUACAAAGAGAAGAGGAGAGUUUGGCUUUAGGGGUAGGAGGAGAAUAUCAUCUAAAAAAUAAAGAUGUGGAUGAAAACCAGAGUAUCUUAUUUAGUCAAACCUAAAACUCUGCAGCCUUUACCUUAGGAAAGUGACAGACUUAUGAAGAAACAUUCUUGGCUGGGAUGGUGGAUGUGAAGGUUUUCAAGUCUAGGCACCACUAUCGCCACAGUAAGCAAUUACCAAAACAUUUGUCAGGUGAAGAUUUGAGCAAGAGGAUUUUGGUAUGUUAGGACUGAAAUACUGACACACGGCUAUCAUAAUAUCAGAAUGUUUAAAAAAUAUCCAAUUGACUUAAUAUUGUUAUUGGACAGUAUAAUACUGUGCAAUUAAGAGACCAUUUUUAAAAAUAAAACAUUGUUUAGAAGUUAUUUUUGAUUUACAAUGUAAGUUAUUCUUGUUAAUUUAUUACUUGCAUUAUAAAGAUGAGGUGGAAUAUCUUUAAAUCUAACUUUUAAUUACUAUAGAAGAAAAAUAUCAAAACAAAGCAAAUUAUUGAUUAAAGCAAAGAUAUCCUUAAUGGCCAUGUUUUGUUUUUAAAAGUUAGGGUUUUUUAAAUGUCUGAUCUCACAUUUUAUGUAUUUUGUAAAUUAGAAAAAAAUGGAAGCCAUAGUAUAGUUUAAGAAUUUUAUUUGAAUUAUAUAAAAUACAUGUAGUCGUUGUUUAGCUUGGAUAUGUAAAUAAUUCUGUAGUAAUCCAUCUUAAAUAACUGUUCUAACUAAAACUUUUCUAGACAACUACACUUGUAUCUAGACAUUACAUUCACAUCUGUGGGAAAAGUUUCACUUAUGCUCAUCCUAAGACUUAAUCAGCAACUGGUGUUCCGAUGAUCUAAUCGUGUAUAUCACUGGGCAGUCUGUGCACAUGUGAAACUUACUCCUGUAUGUACUUUUUUGCAGUGCAUUACAAACCUUUAUUUUUGUAUAUAAAAUACACAGCAGCAUAUAAAGGUUUCUACCAAAUUAUAGUGAAUUCAGUUAGUAACUGUAGAAUGCUAUACAUAGUUUUGCUGGCUCCGAAAUUCAGUUCUUAGAGUGUUCAGUUUUUUUAAUUGUAUUCUACUAUAUCUAUGUGUUAAUGAUCUAAGUUAAAAUUGUUAUGCCCUCUUUAAAAUGUGAAAAGUUUGGCCUUUGUUCUCAAGAGAUUUUUUUCAUUCCUUAUUUAGUCUUUGUAAUAAUUUGAGACCCCAAUCCUGCAAAAAUGUAUUCAUAUGUCUAACCUUAAACACAUGAGUAGUCUCAUUAACUUCAAUGGGACUACUCCCAGGUUUACAGCUAGGCAUGGGCAUAAGUGUUUGCAAGAUUGGGGCCUGAGUUUGGAUAUAUUUUAGACUGGAACCUGGUGAAAAUUUUAAUGUGUAAGAUCAAAUUCUCUGCUUUUAUAAAUGGGUGAAAUGGCACUAACACCAGCAGAGAAUUUGGCCAGCACUGCACAUGUUCUAGUGAUUAAAAUGCAGACAGAUAUUUCCAUCUAACAAUUUGUCCAGAUUCUGAUUCACCCCACAUAAUCUAUUUUUCCUUUUGUAAGACAACUUUUUUCUCAGGUGAAGUAUAAUUUAGCAUUUGAAAAAAAUUGAGUGGAAUUCUUAAUGAGACUGACAUUUAAAAAAAAAAAUUUCACCAACAAAAUACUAAAAUGCAGACCUAGUGGCACGAGUCAUGGUCUGUUUUGUUUUGUUGUCUCUCUCUCACACACACACACACACGCACACCGUAACUUGUAUUGAUUAGGUGGGAUUUUAGUGUUUGUCCUGACGUCCCCUCUGGCAGAAAAAGCUUGUCAGAGAACAGUUUGGACCACCUGAUAAACUUAAACUUAUUCUCUGCCUUCGCUGGCUGUUGUGUACUAUUUCUGUGAUGUGACUGUUCACAUCUGUUAGCAGUAUUUUCGAGCUUAAGAAAAACCAUUGCAAAACAUGUACAUGGAAUUCUUCUAUUAGAGAAAAAAUAAAGAUACCUUUUCUCAUGA